Ruditapes philippinarum (Manila clam) is the source of this 2611-nucleotide messenger RNA. RefSeq lists its product as uncharacterized. Lineage: Eukaryota; Metazoa; Mollusca; Bivalvia; Venerida; Veneridae. The record is from RefSeq and is a predicted model, not a curated record. Gene Ontology annotation, molecular function: zinc ion binding. Bases 176 to 1957 code for a protein of 593 amino acids. The transcript is spliced from 2 exons.
CAGGGAUAGAAUGAUACCAGAUACGUAUUGUUACAUGGAACGUUUAUAUAAACCAGUUUUAAAACUUAUAUUUUUGCAUUGAAAUAUUAAAUCGGAUUGGUACAGUUUUGCUAAAUAGUCAAUUGAGAAUAUAAACUAACUUGAAUUAAAAAAUAGACAAUCAUUGUUGAACAUAAUGGCGGACGGUGGAGAGGACGAUGAAGUUCCUGGGCGUGUCAAGGACACUUUGUGUAAACGCCGUGUCAAAGAAAUUAUGUGUCAACCAUGUUUAAGUAAAGAUAAGAAAAUUGUGGCUGACAAAUUUUGUUCAACGUGUAAUGAAUUCCAGUGUAUUGAUUGUUCAGGUGUGCAUAACGUGCUAGCAAUCUUUACAAGUCAUAAACUGCUAAAUGCAAAUGUAGCACAUGUAAUCAGAUGUGAUCAACACCAAAAGGUUUUAGAUUAUUUCUGUGAAGAUGAGAACAAGCUUUGUUGCAGAACUUGCGCCAUUGUUGAUCAUCGUGCAUGUAAAAGCAUUGCUGAGGUCGAGAAAAUUACCGGGGAAAUAACGUCAUCAAGUUCUAAUUUAGAUGAUAUAUUGCAGGAAGCCAAAUACAAUGCAGAAGAUAUUGCAAGAGACAUUAUCACUUCAAAAGAUCAACUUGUUCAAGACGUUCAAGAAAUACAAGCAAAAAUAAGAGAAAUGCGAGAUGAUGUAAUGAGUAUGUUUGACGAGUUAGAAGUUGCAAUUGUUAAGAGAGCCAAAACUCUUCAAGAAGAAACAUUAGAUAAUCUUGAAAAGAAGAAGUUACAAAUCGAGAAAUAUUUGCAUAAAGUUACAGCGUAUCUAGAAACGGUUCAAAGCAUUUUCAAAACUGGAACUCCAACUCAGAAAUUUAUAGCAGAACAGAGGAUGGAUAAUGAAGUCAAUUUUGUAUGCAGAAAUGUCAAUGAGGAAUGUCAGAACUUCCAAACGAUGACCAUUUCAUUUGAUUUUGACGAACAAUUAAAUCUACCACCAAAAUCAAUUACUGACUUUGUUCCUGGACAGCUCACAUUGAAAUAUCAUCCUCGGGAAAUUGUGAAUGCUGUAAAUCAGGUGAUGACAUUAACUCCAGGUUCUUCCAUUGAGUUAAAGAAGACUGGAGAUGACUUCGAACAACCAUUCUAUUCAGGAAUAGACUUUCUAUCCGAUGGUAGAAUUGUUGCUGUGGAUAAUAACAAUAAGAAAUUGAUAGUUUACAAUGAAAAGUUGGAAAAAGUAGGAUCAUAUCAGUUAUCUUAUCAUCCAUUGUCCGUUGUUGCUGUGUCUGAGGAUGAAGUAGCGAUAACAAGUGGAAGGGAAUGUAUAAUAGACUUCUUACGUGUCAGUAAAGUUAAUGAAAUAAGAUCAAGUAGAAAAUAUAAUGUAACAACGAAAUAUGAUUCUAUAUGUUUAAACCAUAAUAGCCAAUUUGUCGUAGGGACUUUUGAUUACCAAAUACCUGUUGAAAUAAUAUCAUUGGCAGGAGAACCAUACGUUUUUAGUAUCAACUUUCCGAAAAAGGCAUAUACUGAAGACACAAGCACUUGCACUUACAUACAGAACAGUGAUAAAGUGGUGCUUACAGAUAGAAACGAGCAUACUGUCUACAUAUAUGACGUCAAGACAAACACGAGAGUUGUGGUGAAGGAUAAGCCGAUAAAGGAACCAUGUGGUGUAGCAGUUGGUCCAUCUGAUACUAUCCUGAUUUGUAGUAAUGGAACAGACUCCAUUGUAGAAUUGUCACAAACUGGUCAGAUCUUAUCAUCACACAAGAUAGGUAUGAUAUUUCCGUCUAAAAUAUGUGUCUCACGAGAUAAGUCAAUUCUUGUUGUUACAAAUUCCUGUUUAGGAAACAUGAAAAUGCAGAAAUUUUCCGAGGUCAUUAUAGUUAAUAGCCGAGGACGUUCCGUAAGGCAUACACAAUUUACAUUAGAAGGUGAAAAUAAUCGGUAGUUUCAAGUGUGAUCAAGACAAUGCAUACAUGUAUAUAUAGUGAUUCGAUGUACGUAAGUCUCAUGUCAAAAUGUGACUUUCAUAAGUACACAAAGUUUCAAAACCAAAGUGUGAAGAAGUUGUAUAAUCGAGAUCAAUUGUGUUAAUCGUAUACAUGUACAUAUCGAGAUUAUCUUAUGAGUGAAAAAAUAAUAAUGAUUAUUUGUGUUAUUUGUAUUUUGGAUACAUCGUAUUUAAAGUUGAAAAUUAAACCACUCUUUUGACAUGCAUCAAACUGUUGUGUAGCACUGCAAAUGUAAUAAUUAACACGUUCUGUGUCAACGUUAUUUUAUUUCAUAUCUACCAUUGUUCGAAUAGUUGUGUACUGUAAAUAAAUCAUCAAUAUCCAUUCUGUUAGUUUCAUAUGUUUUCUUUAUGGAAUUGUUGUUGUGCAAUUGCUUAUAAACUAAUGGUCUAAUAUUUUUUCAUAAGUCAUAUUUGUACCUUUAAGGUAUGGUAUACUAUCCAUUAUAACGCAUGGCAACAUUAUUUAGGCGACACUUGAGUCGUAAGAUUAUUCUAUGAACAAGAAGUAUUGUUAACUGUAGCAUGAAAUUAUUUAACAAAUGUAGAUAUUUUAAUUAUCAUGUUCUUAUUGUGUUUAAUCAAGGUAAA